Didymodactylos carnosus is the source of this 190-nucleotide messenger RNA. NCBI's taxonomy places the organism in Eukaryota, Metazoa, Rotifera, Eurotatoria, Philodinida, Philodinidae. The record is from the annotation of a GenBank genome assembly.
AUGUUGACGCCUGUGACUGCCGUUACAUCAUCCGAAGUUCAACAAUCACAAAUAUUAGAUGAAUUUGACUAUAAAUUCACAGAUACACUGCCUCCACAAUUGCAAUGUAAUGUUACACGCGAUGAGUACAAACAUGAAGAAUCAAAACGAGUCAGCUUUGGAUUUAUCGCCUCAUUUUUGAAUUGUGGUA